AACAUUCCGAAUAUUAUGAUUUAAUUCACUUGUCGCGAUAUUCUCACAACAAAUGUUUGUUUCAGUUCGGCUUUCAUUCGGCACGUGCGUUUCACUUUUCAUCGAAUGUUAGUGCCGUAAAGUCGCGCAUUUUUUUUCUUCUAUAAUUCAUUCAAUCAAUUCCAUUAAAUUAUGGGAAAUAUCUUACAAAGGAAUUCUCCAAAAGAGCCUGACGUACCCACACCACAAAUCACUGCAUUGACACCAGAUGAAGUUGAUAUAAUCAAAGCGACAUGGAAGAUUCCAAGUGCAAAUGCCUUUGAUUCAGCUGAGACCAUUUUGUAUACUUUCCUUGAACGCUUUCCGGAACAUCAACCGAAAUUCUCGUUCAGGGACGUCCCGCUAUCGGAUCUCAAAGGCACUCCCGGCUUUCGUAAUCACGCAUCAAAGAUUUUUAAUGUUUUCAGCAGUGUUGUUGAUGCUCUUGACAGAGAUCCCGAUUACAUGGGCAUCAAAAGAAUUCUAGCCGAAAUUGGAAAGUUUCAUGCGAAGAAGAAAAUCACAAAGAAAUCUCAAAACGAUCUUCGCAGCGUAGUUGUUGAUAUUUUAACUGACGUGUGUAAGCUCGAUGAACAAGGCAAAAUUGCUUGGACAAAACUUUUGGAUAUUUUCUUCCACGUUAUCUUCGAAUGCCUUGACGGACGUGCUGAUCAAUUCUAAACACAAAUUCUUCGCUAUUUCAACGUUCGUGACAAAAUCGUCGAGUCAAUUGUUUUCCGAAUAUGGCUGAUGAGAGGAUGGAAUAUUUUAUAUUUAUAUAUUUUAGGUGACGCCAUAUAAAUGAAUUUAGUGAACGAAGCACAUUCUCAUCAUUUAUUCCAAUAUUGUUUUUCUUUUUCGACGACUUCCAAAACUUUUCAGUUUUUAAAUUCAAUUAACAUUAGGUCAAAUAAUUAUUCUAAGACGAUUGAUUUCUAAUUUCUCUUCUCGUAAUAUUGUUAUACUCGUCUUUUGACCGCAUUGCACAACAAGCAACACGACUAUUAAAAAAAUAAAGAAUUUAUGAGCUUUUUUUUGUACGCACUGAAAAUGUUACUUACAAUUUGUCUUCAAUGUCGAUUAAAUGGUUGUUAAGAUUGUUUACGUUAUCAACUUUGAAGAGUCGUUUAAUUAAUCGAUUUAUUGGUGUUUGAUGAGGUUUUGAGGAAGGUGACUUUAUAACGUCUUAACACGCAAUUUCUCGAAGCAAAGCGAUCAAAGAUUUCUACUCAACAAAGCUUUAUCGCAGACAUUAAACGUAAUUAUCAUCCUUGAC
Clunio marinus is the source of this 1294-nucleotide messenger RNA. Lineage: Eukaryota; Metazoa; Arthropoda; Insecta; Diptera; Chironomidae. The record is from the annotation of a GenBank genome assembly.